CCUAAUCCUUAUUUAAAGGGAAGAGUUGGUCAUGUUGAACUCACCACAUAAUUAAAAAAAAAAAAAUACUUCACUUUCUCAUUUUCUCGCCAUAGUAAGCUCUGAAAGAAAAUAACCUUUCCUGCAGGAUGAAGAGCUCCACCAUUUUCCUUGUCUUCGUAUUGGCCUUCUUGGUUAUUGCUGGAAAUGAGGAAGUGAGUGCGGCAAGACCAAAUCAAUGUAACAAGGAACAACUGCCACCAUAUGAAUUCAAGUGCUACAAGGAUGCUGACUGCGUCCCUGGCUGCCUAGCUCAAUUUGGACCCAAAGCUGUUGCAAAAUGCGACGAGCUGUGGUUCAGAUGUUAUUGCUGGAUUUCCUGUCCAUAAAUUAAUUCAAUUCACCUCCAUCAACACUAUUAUUGUAUCAAAUAAAUUUUGAUUAAAUUAGUGAAGGAUAAUUGUUAAUUACAUUGAUGUGGGAAAAAAGCUCUCAAUUACAAUCCGGUUAUGACGUUAUGCGUCUGCACAAUGUGGGCGUCUUAUUGUAUCGUUGUGCUCCAAAUCAUUGAAAGCAUUGACGUUGGGGUUUUCCUAGAUUCGAAUUACUAGAUAACACUUUUUUCCCAAUCCUAAAGGGAAACAUUCAAAAAGACGAAAGAGGGGGAAGCUCAACUAGUGGAGCUGUUGGUUUGGCACAAAGAAAAGUUGUGUAUUCGA
Molecule: messenger RNA, 698 nt
Organism: Linum trigynum
Lineage: Eukaryota; Viridiplantae; Streptophyta; Magnoliopsida; Malpighiales; Linaceae
Source: the annotation of a GenBank genome assembly